Messenger RNA from Pogona vitticeps (central bearded dragon), 2067 nucleotides. It is a transcript of the gene GJD4, whose product is annotated as gap junction protein delta 4. Gene Ontology annotation, cellular component: connexin complex. Gene Ontology annotation, biological process: cell-cell signaling. NCBI's taxonomy places the organism in Eukaryota, Metazoa, Chordata, Lepidosauria, Squamata, Agamidae. The record is from RefSeq and is a predicted model, not a curated record. Gene Ontology annotation, molecular function: gap junction channel activity.
UUCUUCUUAUGCCUUCUGUAAGUGAGGAUUCUUGGAACUGAACAUGGAAUGUGGGGACUCGCUUGGCUUCUUAAUCAUUGCUCUCAGCUACAAUGUGACUGUCAUAGGAAAAAUAUGGCUAACCCUUGUGAUCUUGCUGAGAUUCAUGGUGAUUUUCCUGGCCGCCUAUCCGCUCUACCAAGAUGAGCAGGAACGCUUCAUCUGCAACACGUUACAACCAGGAUGCUCUAACGUCUGCUACGAUAUUUUUGCUCCGGUAUCACACUUCCGUUUCUGGCUCAUUCAGACGGUAUCUGUGCUGCUCCCUUAUGCUGUGUUUGGUGUCUGUGUCUUGCACAGUGUAGUCAGGCAGAUGGUGAAGGCAUAUUCCUCCCCUUACCAUCGGUACAAAGAGACAAAAACUUCCAUGGGCCACAGAGGUACAAAGAAAUCAUUCAAAGGGGCAACAAAGAACAGAAUUGCCUACAUGUCAAAAGAAAUGGAUAUUCCUGAUUUUUCAGGAGCUUACACAGUGCAGCUUCUUUUGAGAAUAAUGAUAGAAGCUGGCUUUGGAGCUGGCCAUUAUUAUCUCUUUGGAUUUUCCGUUCCAAGACGCUUCUCCUGUAACCAGCUACCUUGCACAAGUUUUGUUGACUGUUACAUCUCCAGACCCACCGAGAAAUCUAUCAUGAUGCUUUUCAUCUGGGGACUCAGCGGCUUCUCAUUUCUCCUUAGCCUCGUUGACCUGGUCUUUGCCUUCCGAACCAAUGCUGUAAGAAAUCAAAGAAGGAAGCUGCUUUUGGAAAGGAACGCCACUGAGGAGAAAGGCAGCCCCAGCCUGUACCAAGCUAACCAGCCCAACAAAGACUUGCUCAACUAUGGAAGCACUGCCAUCACUGACAACUGUUUGCUUGGCGGUGAAGGAAACGAAACCCACUCCUUCCAGCCCAUUUUGACUCCUCAGCAAAUGAUCAGCACCAACCUCAACAGUAACAGCAAUAAAUCAUGCAUUGCAGCUGGCAAUCCAGAUGCCAAGGGAGUGCUUCCUGAGCAGCCUGAAGCUUUGAAUGAGCAAUCAAGAUACGAGCAACAGCCAUGCUCUCCCAAAGGAACGUUGUCUUUUAAAUCCCAGAACGGAUGCCAUCGUAGAUCCCAUUCAUCUGCCAGUUGCAACAAGCCCUCGGUUCAUUAUUCCAUCGUGGAGAGGAAGGCUUCUGACGCACAGUCUGUCUGCAGUAGCGCUGGAUGCUCAAGAUCCAAAAAAUCUGAAUGGGUUUAAAAUGUCACAUAGGAACAUGGAUUAUUGAGCUGCUUGCAUUCUCAAAAGGCUGCUUCUGUACCACUGCCACUAUAGUAGGAUUAUCAUUGCUAAUAUUGGAAGCGACAUAGGAGGUGUUUGGUUUCUUAGUUUUGCAAUAUUAUUAUAGAUAGGCUUUUAGUAAGAGGUUCAUAAAUGUAGUGUAUUCUCAUGAUGGAUGGAGCCACUUAUUUUACCACUAAGCAGAGUAUCUAAGCUGUAGAUUUUAAAGAGAAGGUGAUCUCCUUUUAUACAAUGCAGUUGCAGGAGUAGGUGAUACCUUUAUAGAACAGUAAAGAAAUCAUACAGUCUGCUAGCUUUUGUAGAUCAGAUGUCUGCUUCCUUGGGCGGGCUGCACCAGCGUCUUAGAGUCCAAAGGUUCUCGGCUUUUGCCAGAUUUUUUGUCUAAUAGGUAACGUAAGUUGGAGAGGGUGCAGGCUGCAUUAAAGUUGUGGUUUUGAAGUUACAGCUGAGGAAGCUAUUGAUUGGAUAUCACACCCCAUUUCUUCAAACAAACAAGACUAGGCCUUUUAUACAACUACUCUUACACAAAGGGAAAAACACUUACUAACUUCACCCCAUCCCUCCAUUGUGUCCCUGUUAUGACCACUCCACACUGACGCAUCCCAUCUAGGAUGAUCUGAAGGUGGAGUUUGUUCUACAUGGUAGCUUCCUUCUCUCGAUGUCUUCCUCUACCUCCAUUUUCUUUGUGUCCUUAUUCUGUAUGAGAUUGCAAGACAUGAUUUUUCCUUUCUGAAUUGGUGUUUGAGCAUGAUACCCCUUCCCAAAUG